Messenger RNA from Pimephales promelas (fathead minnow), 11417 nucleotides. RefSeq names its product IgGFc-binding protein. NCBI's taxonomy places the organism in Eukaryota, Metazoa, Chordata, Actinopteri, Cypriniformes, Leuciscidae. The record is from RefSeq and is a predicted model, not a curated record. Gene Ontology annotation, molecular function: protein binding. Gene Ontology annotation, cellular component: extracellular matrix.
UUUUGUUCACAAGAGACCUGGCCUUCAGCCAUGGAGACACGGUCUUUUCUUUUCUGCGUGGCAGUUUUAACAGUCACUGCAGUCAGCGGAUGUCCAAUAGGGCGCGAAUUCAUCACUGCUUUUAUGACAAAUUACCAGUAUGGAAAAGCCAGUCCGACUCUCUCCAUUACAGCACAGGAUUCCCCAGCCACUGUGAAAAUUGAGAUAAAGGGACUGAGUUACAGUGAAAAUGUGAACAUAGGACGAGGUGAGACCAAACGGAUUGUCCUGCCGGCAAACACUGAGAUGGAAGGUGACGGAGUCUUCCGGAAGACUGUUUACAUCUCUUCUACUGCUCUUAUCUCGGUUGUAUCAUCCAACAUAAAGGAAUACACCGGAGACAGCAGUGUGAUCUUCCCGAUAAAUCAACUUGGCAAGAGUUAUGUAGUUUUUACUCCAAACACGGGUCCAAGUCCAUAUAAAAAGCUGGUAGCCAUAAUCAAUGGCAAUUAUAUGAACACAAUUGAGAUCGUCUCCAUUUCAGGAUUUUUUUGGAAAGCCCCGAAGACCAAAACCAUCACUUUGGCUCCCUACGAAGUUUAUCAACUUCGCAGUCUGGAAAAUUUGUCCGGAACGAAAAUCAUAUCCACGUCUCCAGUAGCCGUCUUGGCCGGACACGAGUGCUCCAUGAUCAUAGGCACCUGUGAGCAUGUCUAUGAGCAGCUGGUACCAAUUGAGUUUCUCUCCCACGAAUACCUGGUCCCUGCUAUGCAUCAGUCCUUCAGCCGAGACACUGCCUAUGUGGUUGCCCCAGAGGACAACACUGUUGUGUCCGUUUUCAAUAGGCAUAAGUAUCCCCAAAAAAGAAAGCUGCAUUCUGGAGAAGUUUUAGCUGUUGAUGUGAGCAGAAAUGCUAAGCUCAUCCAAAGUAGCAAAAACAUCAUGGUAAUGUAUUUCAGCAGCAAUUUUCCAAAUGAUGAGUUUCUGACCAAUGUCAUACCAACCUCUGAGAUGUCAAAAUCCUGGACCAUUUAUUCUCAAGAUGGCUAUGACAACACUGUUGUUGUAGUUGCUGAAGCAGCAUCAGCCUCCACUAUCAGCGGCUCACUGAAAUGGAAAACGUUCCCUGCUAAUGACAAAUUUGUAUGGGCUACCAAGUCAAUUGGUUCGCAGAAUGGUCCCAUCACCAUAUCAGGUGAUUCGCUGAUGGCUGCUUAUGUUUUUGGUGGGAAACCAAGGUAUGGAUAUGCCACAACAGGAGUGUGUAACACAGUUUUUACGUCAACACAGCCUCCAUCAGACCCUUGUGAGACUAUUAAGUGCCGUCAGCAGGAAGAGUGCAAAAAGGGUGUCUGCGUCCCCACUUCCACUGCCACAUGUCAGGCCGUUGGCGAUCCUCAUUACAAAACGUUUGAUGGAAAGUUAUUUGACUUUCAGGGAACUUGUACUUACGUCAUGGCAAACAAUACAAAGCCUCAAAAAGGUCUUGUACCAUUUACUGUCUUGGCAAAGAAUAAUCACCGGGGAAGUAAAAGGGUGGCUUAUGUAAGGACGGUUUCUGUCCUUGUGUACAAUCACACCGUGGUGGCAGGCAGCCAAAGAGGAGUAGUGGAGUUUGAUGGCGAAAAUACUUACCUGCCUUUGACUGUAGAUGGUGGCAAAAUAAAAGUGGAUCAGAGGGGAUGGAAUGUUAUUAUAUCAACGGAUUUUGGCUUAGAGGUUAAAUAUGACUGGAAUAUGAUGUUGUAUAUCACAGCUCCAAGCAGCUAUUUCCAGACUGUAGGUGGUCUUUGUGGAAACUAUAAUGGUGACCGAAGAGAUGAGUACACUGAUCCCAAGGGCAAGGUGCUCUCCAAUAUCAUCGAGUUUGCCAAGACCUGGAAAGUUCCAGAUAAUGAUUUGUUUUGUAAUGAUGACUGUAAUGGACAAUGCCCAAGUUGCUCUUUAAAUCUUCAAGAGGAGUACAAAAAAGACAUAAACUGUGGUGUCAUGGCUAAAACUGAUGGUCCAUUUGCCAAUUGCCACAACACUGUGGAUCCCCACAUGUAUGUAGAUAAUUGUGUCUAUGAUGUCUGUAUUAACAACGGUUUCAGAAACUUCCUCUGCAACAACAUUCAAAGCUACGUUGAUGCUUGCAUGUCAGCUGGAAUCAAAAUCACUGGAAUGUGGAGGACACUUUCCAACUGCCCUCUGGACUGUCCAGUCAAUAUGCAUUAUGAUGCCUGUGGCACUGCCUGUCCCCCCUCUUGUGCUGAUCGAAAUGCCCCAGACAAGUGCACACUGCCAUGUGUGGAAGGCUGCCAGUGUAAUUCAGGUUUUGUCCGCAGUGGAGAUGAAUGCACACCUGUGAAAAAGUGUGGCUGCACUUACAAAGGCCGAUAUUAUCUAGCUGAGCAGACAUUUUGGGGUGAGAAACAAUGCACAGAGAAAUGUGUGUGUAACCCUCAAACUGGAAAUGUUGAAUGCACACCAACAAAAUGUAAGAAGUCCCAAGUGUGUGACACACGGAAUGGAGUGAGAGAUUGUUACCCAAUGUCCUAUAGUACCUGCCAGGGUGCAGGGGAUCCACACUACCGCACAUUUGAUGGUAAAGCCUUUGACUUUCAAGGAACCUGCACCUAUUAUUUGUCCAAGCUACUCGAUACAGCUGACCCAUCAUUGAUACCUUUUGAGGUGCUGGUCAAGAAUGAGAACAGAGGAAGAAACAUGGCAGUUGCUUACACUAAGACUGUAUCCUUAACAGUCUAUGGAUACACAAUUGUCUUGAGUAAAGAUGACCCAGGCAAAGUGAAGGUCAACAACCUGUAUGUGAAUUUGCCAUUUGAACAAGAUGGCCGAUUCUCCAUAUUCCGCAGUGGGUACUUUGGCGUGAUAAAAACUGAGUUUGAUCUGACAUUGAAAUUCAACUGGGAUAGCCACGUGGCACUGACUCUCCCCAGCACUUACUACAGUCAAGUGGGGGGGCUUUGCGGCAACUGGAAUAACAAUGUCAAUGAUGAUUUGCUUACUCCUGACAAAACUCUUGCUGCCACCCCAACCAUUUUUGGAACCAGCUGGAAAGUCAAGGAUGACCCUGGAUGCUCAGAUGGAUGUCAGGGCAAAGCAUGUCCUAAAUGUGACGCCACCGAGAGAAACAAAGUCACUUUUACAAAGCCUUGCAGCAAGAUCACUGACAAACAGGGACCAUUCAAAGGCUGCCAUAAUAAAGUGAAUCCAAAUCAGUUUUAUGAGGAUUGUGUGUAUGAUAUGUGUAUGUACGGGGGUCAUUCGUCAGCACUCUGCAGUGCUCUUACUGCAUACACAGCUGCUUGUCAAGAUGCACUUGGCCAAGUGGAAUCCUGGAGAACCGACAGUUUUUGCCCUGCAUCCUGUAUGGACAACAGCCACUAUGAGGUUUGUGCGACAGGAUGUUCCCAGACGUGUUAUGGCCUCACUGAGCCCAAGGGCUGUGAGGGAACUCCCUGCGUUGAAGGCUGUAUUUGUGAUGAGGGCUUUGUCCUGAGCGAUGGUGAAUGUACGCCUAUGGAACAGUGUGGCUGUUCUUACGAGGGCAAGUACUAUCAGCUGGGUCAGGAAUUCUUCCCUCAGGACAAGUGCCAGCAGAGAUGUGUCUGCAAAGAGAAUGGAAGAGUUCAGUGUAAUGAUGGAUUCACCUGCAAACCAACUGAGAAAUGCCAGGUUCUGAAUGGUGUUCUGGGCUGUUUCCCAGAGAGCAAAGCCAUUUGCUCAGUGUCAGGCUUUGGGCUUUAUCAGACAUUCGAUGGGAAGUCCUUCACUGUUGAAGGAGACUGUGAGUAUAGAUUGGCAGAGACAGCUCAGAACAAGGAUGAGGACAUGAACUCUUUCAGUGUAUUAGUCAAACAGCAGUCCUCCUCUGAGAUAGUCUUUACUCGAAGAGUGGAAAUACAAAUAGAACAAUCCACGAUUACUUUGCUGCCCGGCCACAUCUGGGAGGUUCAGGUGGACAAUGUUAAAACCAAUCUCCCCGUGACUGUGGAGGAAGGACUGGCACAAGUCUAUCAGAGCGGUGUUAACAUUGUUGUGGAAACAGAGUUUGGAUUGAAACUGACAUAUGAUACAGUCUCCAUGGCCAAAAUCGAGAUCCCGUCCACUUUUAAAAAUGCAGUCAAAGGUCUCUGUGGUAACUACAAUGGAGACAGCGCCGAUGAUUUUCUCCUGCCAGAUGGUAUUCAGACGACAUCUGUGGUAGAUUUUGCUGAGUCCUGGGUUUCACCAUCAGACAAGCUGAUGUGUCAAACAAUUUGUGGCUCCAAAUGUUUAAAUCCGGACACAGACAAACAGACAGAGGCAGAAACAGCUUGCAGUAUGCUAAUCGCAGAGAAGGGACCAUUUUCUGGUUGUUACGAAAAAAUUCCACCUCAGAAAUUCUUUGAUGAAUGCGUUAAAGAUGUGGCAGCACAACCAAAAGACAAGACUGUUCACUGUCGCCACAUACAAAGGUAUGCCGCCAGCUGUCAAGAGAUUGGGACGACAAUCAACAGCUGGAGGAAUAAAACCUUCUGUCCACUCACAUGUUUCAAAAACAGUCACUAUGAACUCUGCGCUGACACCUGUUCCUCGACCUGUGCAAGCCUGACAAAGUCACAGAAAUGCCCGAUGUGUCAGGAAGGAUGUCAGUGUGAUGAUGGCUUUUUGUUUGAUGGAGGUGAAUGUAAGACUUUGGAUGACUGUGGUUGUAAUGUAGAUGGAAAGUUUUACAAGUCUGGUGAGACAGUCAUUCGGGGAGAGUGUGAAGAGAAAUGUUACUGUAAAGCCGGAGUGUUCUCAUGUGAACCCUUGGAAUGCAAUGAAGAUCAGAUCUGUGGCAAAAAAGAUGGCGCCAUUGGGUGCUACAGCAAAGCUACUUACUGUCCAGUCAAUAUGCAUUAUGAUGCCUGUGGUACUGCCUGUCCCCCCUCUUGUGCUGAUAGAGAUGGUCCAGAAGAGUGCACACUGCCAUGUGUGGAAGGCUGCCUGUGCAAUGCAGGAUUUGUCCGCAGUGGAGAUGAAUGCACACCUGUGAAAAAGUGUGGCUGCACGUACAAAGGCCGAUAUUAUCUAGCUGAGCAGACAUUUUGGGGUGACAAUAAAUGCACAGAGAAAUGUGUGUGUAACCCUCAAACUGGAAAGGUUGAAUGCACACCAACAAAGUGUAAGAAUCCCCUAGUGUGUGACACACGGAAUGGAGUAAAAGAUUGUUACCCAAUUUCCUAUAGUACCUGCCAGGGUGCAGGGGAUCCACACUACCGCACAUUUGAUGGUAAAACCUUUGACUUUCAAGGAACCUGCACCUAUUAUUUGUCCAAGCUACUCAAUACAGCUGACCCAUCAUUGAUACCUUUUGAGGUGCUGGUCAAGAAUGAGAACAGAGGAAGAAACAUGGCAGUUGCUUACACUAAGACUGUAUCCUUAACAGUCUAUGGAUACACAAUUGUCUUGAGUAAAGAUGACCCAGGCAAAGUGAAGGUCAACAACCUGUAUGUAAAUUUGCCAUUUGAACAAGAUGGCCGAUUCUCCAUAUUCCGCAGUGGGUACUUUGGCGUGAUAAAAACUGAGUUUGAUCUGACAUUGAAAUUCAACUGGGAUAGCCACGUGGCACUGACUCUCCCCAGCACUUACUACAGUCAAGUGGGGGGGCUUUGCGGCAACUGGAAUGACAAUGUCAAUGAUGAUUUGCUUACUCCUGACAAAACUCUUGCUGCCACCCCAACCAUUUUUGGAACCAGCUGGAAAGUCAAGGAUGACCCUGGAUGCUCAGAUGGAUGUCAGGGCAAAGCAUGUCCUAAAUGUGACGCCACAGAGAGAAACAAAGUCACUUUUACAAAGCCUUGCAGCAAGAUCACUGACAAACAGGGACCAUUCAAAGGCUGCCAUAAUAAAGUGAAUCCAAAUCAGUUUUAUGAGGAUUGUGUGUAUGAUAUGUGUAUGUACGGGGGUCAUUCGUCAGCACUCUGCAGUGCUCUUACUGCAUACACAGCUGCUUGUCAAGAUGCACUUGGCCAAGUGGAAUCCUGGAGAACCAACAGUUUUUGCCCUACAAACUGUAAGGCACACAGCCACUAUGAGGUUUGUGCGACAGGAUGCCCGCAGACGUGUUAUGGCCUCACUGAGCCCAAGAGCUGUAUGGGAACUCCCUGUGUUGAAGGUUGCACAUGUGACAAAGGCUUUGUCCUGAGCGAUGGUGAGUGUGUGGCUGCUAAGCAGUGUGGCUGUACUGAAAAGGGCAAGUACUAUCAGCUGGGUCAGGAAUUCUUCCCUCAGGACAAGUGCCAGCAGAGAUGUGUCUGCAAAGAGAAUGGACGAGUUCAGUGUAAUGAUGGAUUCACCUGCAAACCAACUGAGAAAUGCCAGGUUCUGAAUGGUGUUCUGGGCUGUUUCCCAGAGAGCAAAGCCAUUUGCUCAGUGUCAGGCUUUGGGCUUUAUCAGACAUUCGAUGGGAAGUCCUUCACUGUUGAAGGAGACUGUGAGUAUAGAUUGGCAGAGACAGCUCAGAACAAGGAUGAGGACAUGAACUCUUUCAGUGUAUUAGUCAAACAGCAGUCCUCCUCUGAGAUAGUCUUUACUCGAAGAGUGGAAAUACAAAUAAAACAAUCCACGAUUACUUUGCUGCCCGGCCACAUCUGGGAGGUUCAGUUGAACAAAGUUAAAACUAAUCUCCCCGUGACUGUGAAUGAUGGACUGGUACAAGUCUAUCAGAGCGGUGUUAACAUUGUUGUGGAAACAGAGUUUGGAUUGAAACUGACAUAUGAUACAGUCUCCAUGGCCAAAAUCGAGAUCCCGUCCACUUUUAAAAAUGCAGUCAAAGGUCUCUGUGGUAACUACAAUGGAAACAGCGCCGAUGAUUUUCUUCUGUCAGGUGGUAUUCAGACGACAUCUGUGGUAGAUUUUGCUGAGUCCUGGGUUUCACCAUCAGACAAGCUGAUGUGUCAAACAAAUUGUGGUUCCAAAUGUUUAAAUCCGGACACAGACAAACAGACCGAGGCAGAAACAGCUUGCAGUAUGCUAAUCGCAGAGAAGGGACCAUUUUCUGGUUGUUACGAAAAAAUUCCACCUCAGAAAUUCUUUGAUGAAUGCGUUAAAGAUGUGGCAGCACAACCAAAAGACAAGACUGUUCACUGUCGCCACAUACAAAGGUAUGCCGCCAGCUGUCAAGAGAUUGGGACGACAAUCAACAGCUGGAGGAAUAAAACCUUCUGUCCACUCACAUGUUUCAAAAACAGUCACUAUGAACUCUGUGCUGACACCUGUUCCUCGACCUGUGCAAGCCUGACAAAGUCACAGAAAUGCCCGAUGUGUCAGGAAGGAUGUCAGUGUGAUGAUGGCUUUUUGUCUGAUGGAGGUGAAUGUAAGACUUUGGAUGACUGUGGUUGUAAUGUAGAUGGAAAGUUUUACAAGUCUGGUGAGACAGUCAUUCGGGGAGAGUGUGAAGAGAAAUGCUACUGUAAAGCCGGAGUGUUCUCAUGUGAACCCUUGGAAUGUAAUAAAGAUCAGAUCUGUGGCAAAAAAGAUGGCGCCAUUGGGUGCUACAGCAAAGCUACUUACUGUCCUGUCAAUAUGCAUUAUGAUGCCUGUGGCACUGCCUGUCCCCCCUCUUGUGCUGAUCGAAAUGCCCCAGACAAGUGCACACUGCCAUGUGUGGAAGGCUGCCUGUGCAAUGCAGGUUUUGUCCGCAGUGGAGAUGAAUGCACACCUGUGAAAAAGUGUGGCUGCACGUACAAAGGCCGACAAUAUCUAGCUGAGCAGACAUUUUGGGGUGAGAAACAAUGCACAGAGAAAUGUGUGUGUAACCCUCAAACUGGAAAUGUUGAAUGCACACCAACAAAAUGUAAGAAGUCCCAAGUGUGUGACACACGGAAUGGAGUAAAAGAUUGUUACCCAAUUUCCUAUAGUACCUGCCAGGGUGCAGGGGAUCCACACUACCGCACAUUUGAUGGUAAAACCUUUGACUUUCAAGGAACCUGCACCUAUUAUUUGUCCAAGCUACUCAAUACAGCUGACCCAUCAUUGAUACCUUUUGAGGUGCUGGUCAAGAAUGAGAACAGAGGAAGAAACAUGGCAGUUGCUUACACUAAGACUGUAUCCUUAACAGUCUAUGGAUACACAAUUGUCUUAAGCAAGGAAAGCCCACGCAAAGUGAAGGUCAACAACCAGUAUGUGAAUUUGCCAUUUGAACCAGAAGAUGGUCGACUUUCAAUAUUCUACAGUGGGUUCUUUGGCGUGAUAAAAACUGAGUUUGAUCUGACAUUGAAAUUCAACUGGGAUAGCCACGUGGCACUGACUCUCCCCAGCACUUACUACAGUCAAGUGGGGGGGCUUUGCGGCAACUGGAAUGACAAUGUCAAUGAUGAUUUGCUUACUCCUGACAAAACUCUUGCUGCCACCCCAACCAUUUUUGGAACCAGCUGGAAAGUCAAGGAUGACCCUGGAUGCUCAGAUGGAUGUCAGGGCAAAGCAUGUCCUAAAUGUGACGCCACCGAGAGAAACCAAGUCCCUUUUACAAAGCCUUGCAGCAAGAUCACUGACAAACAGGGACCAUUCAAAGGCUGCCAUAAUAAAGUGAAUCCAGAUCAGUUUUAUGAGGAUUGUGUGUAUGAUAUGUGUAUGUACGGGGGUCAUUCGUCAGCACUCUGCAGUGCUCUUACUGCAUACACAGCUGCUUGUCAAGAUGCACUUGGCCAAGUGGAAUCCUGGAGAACCAACAGUUUUUGCCCUACAAACUGUAAGGCACACAGCCACUAUGAGGUUUGUGCGACAGGAUGCCCGCAGACGUGUUAUGGCCUCACUGAGCCCAAGGCCUGUGAGGAAACUCCCUGUGUUGAAGGUUGCACAUGUGACAAAGGCUUUGUCCUGAGCGAUGGUGAGUGUGUGGCUGCUAAGCAGUGUGGCUGUACUGAAAAGGGCAAGUACUAUCAGCUGGGUCAGGAAUUCUUCCCUCAGGACAAGUGCCAGCAGAGAUGUGUCUGCAAAGAGAAUGGACGAGUUCAGUGUAAUGAUGGAUUCACCUGCAAACCAACUGAGAAGUGCCAGGUUCUGAAUGGUGUUCUGGGCUGUUUCCCAGAGAGCAAAGCCAUUUGCUCAGUGUCAGGCUUUGGGCUUUAUCAGACAUUCGAUGGGAAGUCCUUCACUGUUGAAGGAGACUGUGAGUAUAGAUUGGCAGAGACAGCUCAGAACAAGGAUGAGGACAUGAACUCUUUCAGUGUAUUAGUCAAACAGCAGUCCUCCUCUGAGAUAGUCUUUACUCGAAGAGUGGAAAUACAAAUAGAACUAUCCACGAUUACUUUGCUGCCCGGCCACAUCUGGGAGGUUCAGUUGAACAAAGUUAAAACCAAUCUCCCCGUGACUGUAAAUGAUGGACUGGUACAAGUCUAUCAGAGCGGUGUUAACAUUGUUGUGGAAACAGAGUUUGGAUUGAAACUGACAUAUGAUACAGUCUCCAUGGCCAAAAUCGAGAUCCCGUCCACUUUUAAAAAUGCAGUCAAAGGUCUCUGUGGUAACUACAAUGGAAACAGCGCCGAUGAUUUUCUCCUGCCAGAUGGUAUUCAGACAUCUUCCGUGGAGUACUUUGCUGACUCCUGGGUUUUGCCAUCAGAUAAAAUGAUGUGCCAAACAAUUUGUGGCUCCAAAUGUUUAAAUCCGGACAAAGACAAACAGACAGAGGCAGAAACAGCUUGCAGUAUGCUAAUCGCAAAGAAGGGACCAUUUUCUGGUUGUUACGAAAAAAUUCCACCUCAGAAAUUCUUUGAUGAAUGUGUUAAAGAUGUGGCAGCACAACCAAAAGACAAGACUGUUCACUGUCGCCACAUACAAAGGUAUGCCGCCAGCUGUCAAGAGAUUGGGACGACAAUCAACAGCUGGAGGAAUAAAACCUUCUGUCCACUCGAGUGUUCGGCAAACAGUCACUAUGACCUUUGUGCUGAAACUUGUUCUUCAACCUGCGCCAGCCUGACUAACUCACAGGAUUGUCCACCAUGUCAGGAAGGAUGUCAGUGUGAUGAUGGCUUCUUGUUUGAUGGAGGUGAAUGCAAGACUUUGCAGGACUGUGGUUGUAAUGUAGAUGGAAAGUUUUACAAGUCAGGUGAGACAGUCUUUCAAGGACAGUGUAAAGAGAAAUGCCUCUGCAAAACUGGAGUGUUCUCCUGUGAACCUUUUAAAUGUGAUGCAGAUCAGAUCUGUGACAAAAAAGAAGGUGUAAUUGGGUGCUACAAGAAAGAUCCUUGCAGUAACUAUGAGUGCCGUGAACAAGAGUACUGCACUGUAAAGGACAAUAAGGCACUGUGUGUUGCAAAGUCAAAGGCCUCCUGCAUUGCCAAAGACGAUCCUCUUUACAAAACCUUUGAUGGAAGCCACUUUUCCUUCCAGGGUACUUGCUCCUAUACUUUAGUUAAAACUUCAGGCAAAGACCUAACACUAACACCUUUCAGCAUCGUCAACAAGAAUGAGAUGCUCAAAGGCACACGUGGUGCUUACGUGAAGUCAGCCACCAUUACAGUCAGAGGACAUGAGAUCACUUUCAUCCGAGGAAACCGCAAUCAUGUGACAAUUGAUGGCACAGUUUCAAACCUUCCUGUAAGUUUAAACUCUGAUGGGAUCAACAUAACGAAAUUGGGUACAACAGGAGUCCUGCAGACAGAUUUUGGCUUGGAGGUCAUGUUUAAUUGGGCGAAUACCCUCAUGGUGACAUUGUCCAGUAGUUAUUAUAAUAACAUAGUUGGAAUGUGUGGAACCUACAGUAAUGACCUGCAGGAUGAUUAUGUCACACCAAGUGGUAAGAGCAUGACAGACAUCACAGAAUGGGCAAAGUCUUGGAGUGUCCCUGAAAGCAACAGCAACUGCUGGCACUUUCCCCCUUGCUCAGAUGAUAAGAAGUUACUAUAUAGUGGACAAAGCUAUUGUGGCUUGUUAGAGAAUGCGAAGGGCCCAUUUGCCCAGUGCCAUGACAUAAUUUCAAAGAGGCGAUUCGCUGCUGACUGCCUUUUCCAAAUGUGUCUCAAUGAUGGAAGUCGAAAUGCUUUAUGCAAUGCCUUCAAUAAUUAUGUGUCGUCUUGUGCACUGGUAAAGGCUGACGUGUCUCCAGAGUGGAAAACGCUCGCAAACUGCUGAUGAAGAUAUUUUUCUCAAGUCGCAUGGAUCCCAGUGAAAAAAAUUGCUAAAUAAAUAAUAUUUUGCUUUGCUUUUCAAAGUUAAAAUGUUGACAUAUAUAACAGUUUUUGUCAUUACUUAAUAUCACAUUAUGUAAUAUUAGAAUUGGUGUUUAAAAUUGAUAUUUAAGCGAGUUUCUUUUCUUGAAUGGCUACAUAAAGAUUUGUGCUAUCCAGAAAUCAGUCUAUAGUUAAUCUUGGGAAAAUUGCUCUGUUUUAAACUUGAUUUAUUCCUUCAAAUGCUUCCAUAAUUAACAUUCUCAUUAAAUUCUUGCAUCUAUGUGCAUUAUGUUGAUUUCA